AUGUCCGGAAAAGACCUGUCUCCUAAAGGAAGGGAAAUUCCAGCAAUUAGGCGUGUGGUGUUGAAUGAUGUUUCGCAACUACCAUCGGACUACAGCACCACUCCAGGGGGAACCUUGUUUUCCACAACACCUGGCGGAACCCGCAUCGUUUAUGACAGAACCCGACUUAUGCAGCUGCGUAACUCUCCUCUAGCCAGGAGUCCUCCAGCUAAUAUGGCUCAAAUCCCCGGCAUAACAGACUUUAACACAGAAGCUGAAGCCACGAAAAAGAGAAGUAAAAGAGGCAUUGUAAAGGAUGAAAAUAAAGAUGAAUCCAAAAUUGGUCAUGAUGAGCACCCUCAGUUUGAGAUGGACAUCUGA
Molecule: messenger RNA, 360 nt
Organism: Candidula unifasciata
Lineage: Eukaryota; Metazoa; Mollusca; Gastropoda; Stylommatophora; Geomitridae
Source: the annotation of a GenBank genome assembly